Molecule: messenger RNA, 766 nt
Organism: Trichobilharzia regenti
Lineage: Eukaryota; Metazoa; Platyhelminthes; Trematoda; Strigeidida; Schistosomatidae
Source: the annotation of a GenBank genome assembly
AUAACACCUACGCAAUGUGUUGAUCGUCCUUAUGAAUGGACAAAUCAGAAUAAAGUUUCCUAUUCAUUUUCACAUAACCUAUAGAGAAGGUGGAAAUACCCAAUCUACACACACAUAUAUUUGUAUAUAAACGGAGGGAUACAUAAAUGUUGGCUGUUUAUUUAAAACAACUCACUGACCAACUCACCAUCCAACUGACCAAUAUUUAUCAUAUUCAACUGAUCCAUUCGUGCAACUUAUAACUACAUAAUCAAUAUGUUCGCAAUUAGCAAGUUCUCUUUCAUUAUCCUCAUCACUCUUUUCAUCUCUCAACCUUGGAUAACAUUGAUUAUCAAUGCUGUACCAGCAUUAAAUACAAAUGAACAAAGUGUUACAUACCCUGGGUUACAAAGUCCUCGGGCUGAAGUAUUCUUUACUGAACCGACAAGAGAAUCAGAAGAAUUUUUAAGAAUGCAUUAUUACUAUCCGAAUUUAUCAGGUGAUAGACGAGUGUUCCGUAAACGUGCCGCUUAUAUUGAUUUACCAUGGGGUAAAUAAUCGAGUGACUGUUUUGCAUUUGCAUCCCGUUAUAUGCACUCACACUCACACACACACAAAUACAAAUACUGAAGCAAAACUCGUAGUGGUAUACUUCAUUUAUCAAAACUUUCGUUUAACUUAUUAAAAUUCCUGAAAGAAAAAGAAAUAUAUUAUUUCAUAAAAACUUUUGAGACAGUUGAAAACUUUAUGUGAAAAUAAAUUUCUCAAUAAAUAUUAUUUUUCUCUU